Messenger RNA from Nestor notabilis (Kea), 1784 nucleotides. RefSeq names its product ubiquitin carboxyl-terminal hydrolase 37-like. The record is from RefSeq and is a predicted model, not a curated record. Gene Ontology annotation, cellular component: cytosol; nucleus. Gene Ontology annotation, biological process: G1/S transition of mitotic cell cycle; protein deubiquitination. The transcript has 14 exons. The annotation marks the transcript as partial. NCBI's taxonomy places the organism in Eukaryota, Metazoa, Chordata, Aves, Psittaciformes, Psittacidae. Gene Ontology annotation, molecular function: cysteine-type endopeptidase activity; cysteine-type deubiquitinase activity.
AUGGCUCUGCUAAAGGUGCACGGACCUGUCCGGAUGCGCAGCAUGCAGACUGGGAUUACAAAAUGGAAAGAAGGGAGCUUUGAAAUUGUGGAGAAAGACAACAAAGUGAGUCUGGUGGUUCACUACAAUGUUGGAGGGAGUCCAAAGACGUUUCAGCUAAGCCAUAACAUUAAAACUGUGACACUACGACCAAAUGGUAGAAAGCUGUGCUGCCUAAUGCUAACACUAAAGGAUACCAGCUUCCUGACAAUAGAUAAGGUACCAUUUAAAGAUGCCAAUGAAAUGCGGAUGUAUUUGGAUGCAGUCCAUCAAGACAGGUUUCAUACUGUUGGAAAACCCUCUCAGGGAUCUGGCAGCUUUGGAGGUGUGCUGGGCAGCAGGACCACACAGAAGGAAGUUAACAGGCAAUUCUCUUACAUAGAGAACCAGACUCCUCCCAAAAGAGUGGUCGUGGAAAGUAAGGAGGAAAAUGCAUUACGCAAGGUACUGGGUACUCCCCCGAGAGCGUCCAUUAAGAAUUCCUCUGGAACUGGAACACCUAGCAACAGGGUGAACAUCUCAGCAUCUCCUGCGUCCUCAGUCCCCCACAGAACGGGCUUGUUGGAGAAUCGUGAAAAGAGGAAAAGGACACAACCUCCUGGUUCAGAAAUGAGUGAAGAUUAUCCCAAAGAGAAUGAUUCUUCAACGAAUAAUAAAGCCUUGAGUGAUCCAGCAUGGAAGUACUUGAACAGUAGCAGAGAGAAACAGUUAAAUCUGAAGCAGGCAGAGGAAAAUAGGACAUCAGGUAUUUUGCCACUGCAGUCAUCAUCCUUUUAUAGUAGUCGGUCUUCAUCAAAAGAGUACUCCACUGGCAGUUCCACCCUGGACAGGUCUAGUGUAUCCGGCCAGACCCCUUCAGCCAAAAGAAGCCUGGGAUUUCUUUCUCAGCCUGCUCCUCUUUCUGUUAAAAAAAUGAGAUCUAAUCAAGAUUACACAGGGUGGAACAAACCCCGAGUGCCACUUUCCACCCAUCCUCAACAACAAUUACAAGGAUUUUCAAACCUGGGAAACACCUGCUACAUGAAUGCCAUUCUACAGUCCUUGUUUUCUAUUCAGUCUUUUGCUAAUGAUUUGCUGAAGCAGGGUAUCCCAUGGAAAAAAAUCCCACUCAAUGCCCUUAUCAGACGUUUUGCCCAUCUGCUUGCUAAAAAGGAUGUCUGCAGCCCUGAGGUUAAGAAGGAGCUGCUCAAGAAAGUGAAAAGUGCCAUUUCAGCUACUGCAGAGAGAUUUUCUGGGUACAUGCAAAACGACGCACAUGAGUUCUUGAGCCAGUGCCUGGAUCAGCUGAAGGAAGACAUGGAAAAGUUAAACAAAACUUGGAAGAGUGAGCCAGUCCCGAAUGAGGAGAACUCACCUGGACGAGCUUCUGAUGAUGUCUCAGCCACCAAAGUUUAUACGUGUCCAGUUAUCAGUAACUUAGAGUUUGAGGUUCAACAUUCUAUCAUUUGCAAAAUGUGUGGUGAAACAGUCACUAAACGUGAACAGUUUAAUGACCUCUCCAUUGACCUUCCUCGAAGAAAGAAAUUGCUUCCUUCCCGAUCAAUCCAGGAUUCCCUUGACCUCUUUUUUCGGGCAGAGGAGAUUGAGUAUUCCUGUGAGAAGUGCAAUGGAAAGUCUGCUGUUGUCACACACAAGUUCAACAGGCUUCCCAGGUAAAUAACAGUAAAUAUAUCCUGGAAUUUUAAUAUUUUGUGCUUAGCUGACCUGGUGGGCAGGGCUGAGUUGGAGGCAUUUAGUGCCAGAAG